AUGUCUAACGAUGAAUAUAUAUAUGAGAUCAUUAAAAAUGAAGACGAUGCACGUUAUUGUGCUCAACUUAUUGCUGAAGAAUUUUCUGCACAUAAUCCUAUUACAUAUUUUGAUCGUAUAACAUCAACAUGUUUUUUCAAUGAAUGUUCUUGGCCAUUAUUAAAAAAUGUAUUAGACGAACAUCUUUCUCUUCUUGUUCGAGAUCGUUCUACAAAUGAAAUUAUUGCAACUACUUUUGCCGGUGAUUUAUAUUUACAACAUGAAAAAAAACAUUUAUCAGAUACUUCACAUACAAUUGCUAUCGAUGGUUUACUUGAUGAAAUGGAUGAAUUAUUUAUAAAACAAGAUUUUGGACAAGAAUUAAAACCAAAUAUGGUUUUACAUGUAACUUUAUGUGCAGUUCAUUCGCGAUAUGCAGGCAAAGGUAUAAUUACUCAAAUGUGUAGAAGAAUUUGUGACUAUGCAUCGAAAGAAAAAGGUUUUCAAUAUAUUCUUGUUCAAGUAACUAGUCAAGCAACACGACAUAUUUGGGUAAAUAAAUUAGGAGGAAAAGAAGUAACAAUUAUUGAUCCAACAACAUGGAUAUGGAAGAAAAAAGGUGAUGAAGUAUUAUAUCCAUAUAAAGAUUAUGAAGGUGGUUUAAUACCAAAUAUUCUCGUUAAAUUAUAA
Molecule: messenger RNA, 669 nt
Organism: Adineta steineri
Lineage: Eukaryota; Metazoa; Rotifera; Eurotatoria; Adinetida; Adinetidae
Source: the annotation of a GenBank genome assembly